Messenger RNA from Pseudophryne corroboree (corroboree frog), 2875 nucleotides. It is a transcript of the gene NETO2, whose product is annotated as neuropilin and tolloid like 2. NCBI's taxonomy places the organism in Eukaryota, Metazoa, Chordata, Amphibia, Anura, Myobatrachidae. The record is from RefSeq and is a predicted model, not a curated record. Gene Ontology annotation, cellular component: postsynaptic density. Bases 591 to 2168 code for a protein of 525 amino acids. Gene Ontology annotation, molecular function: ionotropic glutamate receptor binding. The transcript is spliced from 9 exons.
UGUAUGAUCAGAGAUGACCCAGCAGCAGAGGUGGUGCGGGAAGGAGUCUCUCCCAGAGACAGGCAAGCAGUCACUCAUUAGACAGACCCUGAGCUCUGCUCUCCUGUAUAGAGAGUUGGGCCGACGCAUGCGCACACGCCGCCCCUCCAGCCUCCCAUCCUAAAUGAGCCUCAUCUGUUGGCAAGUGUUCAUUCACCCACCCUGCUGAGCUCCUGCGCCCGCUCCUGGGCAUCUCCCGGCAGGAUGGCACCCCGGCGCCACCACCCUGGACAGUGACUACUUUUUUUAGGGGGGUGAGGGGCAGGAUAAGGGGGAUCCUGAUGGAUUUGGGUGCAGCUGGGCUGCAGAUCUCCGGGAGAGGAGCCCACUGCCCAGGGGGGGAAGUUUGCAAGGAUUGGGAGACACACUCCGGGGGCCUGGCACGCUGAGGGCACGGCACCCUGCCUAGGAGAACCACCACCCCACGGAAGGCACGAGUGGCAGCGGCUCUGUGAUGGAAAGCCCACUCAGUUUGGAUUCCUGAGCAGUUACUGGAGACAGAGUCUUCUACACCAGCCUGGUCCUUGCUGUGGACUGGCAGAGGUGGCACCAUGGUCCUGGAGAAAGUCUACUUCAUCCUAGAAGUACUGCUGAUUACUAUCCUCGUGGUGGAAGGGAUUGCAGUGGCUCAGCGGACACAAGAUGGGCAAAACUUAGGUGUGAAACACAUUCCGGUGACCCAGUGUGGUACCUGGGUACGGACCAGUAAUGGAGGACACUUUGCUUCACCAAAUUUUCCAAACACCUACCCGCCCAACAAGGAGUGCGUCUACAUUUUAGAAGCUGCUCCGCGCCAAAGAAUUGAACUGACCUUUGAUGAGCCGUACCAUAUAGAGCCAUCCUUUGAAUGUCGCUUCGAUCAUUUAGAGGUGCGAGAUGGUCCCUUUGGCUUCUCUCAGCUCAUCGAUCGAUACUGCGGCAUCAGGAGUCCAACACCAAUCAGAUCGACUGGAAGAUUCAUGUGGAUUAAGUUUACCUCAGAUGAAGAACUGGAGGGGCUGGGAUUCCGAGCGAAGUAUUCUUUUAUACCAGACCCCGACUUCAGCUAUCUCGGAGGAAUACUGAACCCAAUUCCAGACUGUCAGUUUGAGCUAUCAGGACCGGACGGGAUAAUCCGCUCCAGCCAGGUGGAGCAGGCGGAUAAGCUGAAGACUGGUCAGGCUGUGGACUGUAUAUGGACUAUAAAAGCAACGCCAAAAGCCAAGAUUUACUUGAGAUUCCUGGAAUACCAAAUGGAACACUCGAAUGAAUGCAAGCGGAACUUUGUGGCGGUUUACGACGGAAGCAGCUCCAUAGAGAACCUGAAGGCCAAGUUCUGCAGCACCGUGGCCAAUGACGUCAUGCUGCAAACAGGGACGGGGGUCGUACGGAUGUGGGCGGACGAGGGGAGCCGGCUCAGUCGCUUCCGCAUGCUCUUCACAUCUUUUGUGGAACCUCCUUGUGUGGACAGCACUUUCUUCUGCCACAGUAACAUGUGCAUCAACAACUCGCUGGUCUGCAAUGGGAUUCAGAACUGCGCCUAUCCCUGGGACGAGAACCACUGCAGAGAAAGGAAGGAAGCCGGACUAUUCGAGCAAAUCACCAAAACCCAUGGGACGGUUAUUGGCAUAACAUCCGGCAUCGUCUUGGUCCUCCUCAUCAUCUCCAUUCUGGUCCAAGUAAAGCAGCCUCGUAAGAAAAUCAUGGCCAGGAAGACGACAUUCAACAAAACUGGGUUUCAGGAGGUUUUUGACCCUCCCCACUACGAGCUCUUCUCCCUCAGGGACAAAGAGAUUUCCGCAGACUUGGCCGACUUGUCAGAGGAACUGGAAAACUACCAAAAGACCCGGCGCUCAUCCACCACAUCUCGGUGCAUACACGACCAUCACUGCGGGUCGCAGACGGCAACCCUAAAGCAGAGCAGGACCAACCUCAGCUCCAUGGAGCUACCCUUCCGCAAUGACUUUGCCCAGCCCCAACCAAUGAAGACCUUCAACAGCACCUUCAAGAAAAGUACCUACGCUUUCAAGCAGUCCCACGACUGUCCAGACAAAGGCAUCGAAGAUCGGGUCAUGGAGGAGAUCCCCUGCGAAAUUUACGUCCGCGGCAGAGAAGAGUGCGCUCAGGGUUCAAUGUCUAUCGACUUUUAAUCGCGUCACAGUAAAAAAAUAACAAUUAUUCAAACAAUAAUAAUGGUUACCUUUUACAAAGUGAUAUAUAUAUUUUUGAGAUCUCCAACAAUCAUUUGCAUUUUCUAACUCUCAGAAACUGAGGCCCGAAAUAAACUACCCAGAAUUGUAAAAUAAAGCUCUAUAUUUUUUGAGCAGGAAUCAUGAAAAAAACAAAAACAAAAGUGAGUUUUGCAUGGCAUCCGUAUUCCGUAUUAGUAGGAUUAUACAUGAACUGCGCCCACCGUAACGCGAGACAAAUCACAUGGAUUGAUAUUGUAAUUACCGAUACUUUAUAUGUUUUGCCUUUAAGUUUUUUUACAUGAAAUAGAGGUGCUACAAAAUUGUGGGGAAAUUGGAAAAUUCUAUUUAGCGAUUUCGUUUAAUUUUUAUUUGCCGAUGACAAGAUACAACCAUCAAACUCGUCUGGACUCAAGGAUCGGGUGCUCUAGGUUGCAGUGGAAAUGUUCCACCGAGGAAUCUUCCUCCUCUUUUUUUCCCCCUAAAUUUUAUUUGAAAUAACCCGAUAAGGGGGAAAAAAAUUGGAAAGAGUAAUAGGCAUUCUGAGGUACAAAGAUAAAAUAAAGAUGCCCCAAAAGUAAAUAUAUUUACAAACGUAUAAUUUGUGAUUUGUAAAAAAAUAAAAUACAAAAUUAUAUAAAUAAAUAAAAAAACGUAUUUGAGCGCAA